Molecule: messenger RNA, 1991 nt
Organism: Sabethes cyaneus
Lineage: Eukaryota; Metazoa; Arthropoda; Insecta; Diptera; Culicidae
Product: zinc finger protein 879-like
Exons: 3
Coding region: 79-1965 (628 amino acids)
Biological process (GO): regulation of transcription by RNA polymerase II
Cellular component (GO): nucleus
Molecular function (GO): RNA polymerase II transcription regulatory region sequence-specific DNA binding; DNA-binding transcription factor activity, RNA polymerase II-specific; zinc ion binding
Source: RefSeq, a predicted model, not a curated record
AAGUUGUUGAAUUCAAGAUUCAAUCAGAAAGAAAUAAAUUAAUCUUCUUUAGUGAUAAGAGAGAAGUGACUGGUUACUAUGCCCUGUGUUGUUCCAAUGUGUUUUCGCCCAAAUGGGACAAUGGUUACGUUUCCCACAGACGUUUGGCUUGCGGAAAGGUGGUGUAAAGCGAUUCAGCUCGGAACCGGAGAAGACAUUCGAUUCGAGGAACAGGAACAAUCGCUGGUUUGCGAAGAGCACUUUCCAGUGCAAGAAUUAUUCACCGAGGGAAAUUACGAAGAACCGACCAGAUUUGUAACAAGAAAUGGCACCGUGGAGGAGAUCGCCAGCUGUCGGUUUUGCUUGGAUUUUUAUAGGAAAGAAGACAUGUUAUCACCAAUCAGUGCUUUAGGUGAAAAUAGGAUUGACGUAUUGGCUAGCGAGUUGUUUAAUACGUGCCUUCAAGCUAACGAUCUAUUUCAACUGAUUUGUCAAAGUUGUGUCGCUCGGAUAGACAUUGUGAAAUCAAUUCAAGCGGCCUUUACUAAUUCAGAGCUCACUUACCAGAAGCUGGUUGAGAGUACUCCAGGCCAGGUCUUUCGAAUAAAGGAAGAGUUAGAUAUUUGUGCCGACAUGGACGAAGGAAUGAGCUAUACCGAAGAAGUCGAUAGUGAAGGUGAUGAUAUACAAACUGAAACGUACCAAGCAACCCAGGAAAUACAAAUCGAAAAAGUAGAUUCUUUAGAAGAUGCUAAAGAAGUAUUAAAAAAGAAAUGUUAUAUUUGUCUGGAGAUAUUUCAGAACUCCAGUGAGCUAUUUCAACAUCUUACCGAAUACCACAUUUCCGCUUCGGGUUAUCACUGUCAGGAAUGUUCGAAAGAUAUUACAUCGCUGGCAGCAUAUAAUAGACAUCUUGGCGGGCAUGACAAAUCGGAACGGCCGAUAAAGUGCCGUUUCUGUCCAAUGCGAUAUCCAACGGCCGAAUCAGCGAGAGCCCAUGUACGUCAUAGUCACGGCAAAAAUCCAAAAAGGAAGCAAAAAAGAUCAACGGUUAAAAGCGUGGUAUGUGAUCAGUGUGGUAAAUUUUUCCAUCCCCAUGCCAUCAAAAGCCACGUUCGUCAAAUGCACGAGAAGGUUUCCCAUAAAUGUCACCUUUGCGAACGCACCUUCACGACUGGAGCUACUUUGGCGCGUCACAUGCUUUUGCAUAGCAAUAGCAAACCGUACGAGUGUGACCAAUGUGACAAAAGCUAUCGUCGUCCACUUGAUCUUCGGCAUCAUAAGAGCUUAGUGCACGAUGGCAUUAAUCCGCACGUUUGUACUGAAUGCAACGAAGAAUUCAAAAGCUAUAUGAAUCUCUAUAACCACCGACAAGUCGUUCAUCUGAAAAAGACUAUCAAAAGGUUCAAAACGGAAGGAAGUUACGGCCAGUAUAGAGCCUGUCGGCUCUGUAAGGUGCAAUUCCGGAGAGACAAGGACCUAAUCGCUCACGUGCGGGAACAACACAGCACAGAAGAAUAUCCAAUGUGUGUCUGUUCAGAAUGUCCGAGAUCCUUCAUCGCUCCGUCUCAGCUGUCGAUACAUAAAAGCAUUCACACGGACAAGUAUGCAUGCCCCGAAUGCGGCCAACGGCAUAUUGACAGAGGCACCCUGCAGUUCCACAUGGAUCGAAAGCAUUCGGACGGUCAGAUUUACGAAUGCCCCGAAUGCGAUCAAAGCUUCAACAGCCGGUUUAAUCUGUACCGGCACAGCAUUCUACAUACCAAAGGCAAACGGUUCCAGUGCGAUUUUUGUCCGAAGACAUUUUUAACGACCAAUCAGUUGAAAACCCACAGACGGACGCACACCGGAGAGAAACCAUUCCAAUGCGGCAUAUGCAAUACCCGGUUCGGAGACGACGGAACGUUUAGCAAGCAUAAAAAGCGCUGCCAGGCCUCGGUCAUCAAGCAGGAAAAAGCAAUUGCGUGUGUGAUUGAAAAAUGUUGAUUCGAUAUUUUAUGUUUCAUUUUGAA